AAAUGAAAUUUUCUACCAUAGCCAUGGUUCCUGAAAUAAUGAUCACGGAUGAGAAUGCUCCACUAUUUGACCUGGACUGGUUGAAUAGUACAGCAGAACAGAUAAAUUUGGCGGACGGCAAAAUAGACAAAUUCUUAACAGAGAUAAACAAAACGUUAGCGCAUAGGAUGCGUGGUGAAUUUACAAAUAAAUAUCGUCAGCAAGCUGUUUUUGAACUCCUUGGACAGGAUUAUACAAAGGUUCAUUUCCCACACCAUGAGUUUGCCCCUGAGCUUAUUCGUCCUCCUCAGUUUCCUCCAAAUAAACGUGAAGAGUUGAUGGCGGAGAUGCGAACUCUUCUAGAUGAACAGAUUACAGAGAGUUUACAGGAGCUAGGAUAUCCAACAGAUAUAUCCACCUACCAGGAUGAUACCCGUUACUUUCAGUCCUCUCUAGGCUACUUUCAGUCCUCUCUAGGCUACUUUCAGUCCUCUCUAGGCUACUUUCAGUCCUCUCUAGGAUACUUUCAGUCCUCUCUAGGAUACUUUCAGUCCUCUCUAGGCUACUUUCAACUUCAGGAGUUCGACAGAGAUGGUGAUGAUAUGUAUGAUACUCCUGAUAAAUCAUCUAUUCAAGGUUCAAGAGAUGGUGAUGAUAUGUAUGAUACUCCUGAUAAACCAUCUAUUCAGGGUUCAGGAGAUGGGGAUGAUAUGUCUGAUACUCCUGAUAAAUCAUCUAUUCAGGGUUCAGGAGAUGGUGAUGAUAUGCUUCAGGAGAUGGUGAUGAUAUGUAUGAUACUCCAGAUUAACCAUCUAUUCAGGCUUCAGGAGAUGGCUUCAGGAGAUGGUGAUGAUAUGUAUGAUACUCCUGAUAAACCGACUAAGCUGAAGUUUAGACAAAGUGAUGUGAUUGGAGAAGCUCUGUGUGCUGUUAUAAUACGGGAUACUACUGCAAGAGAAACCUUACUUGAAAGUUUCCGGGAGAAGUGUCUUAUGUUUCCUAACCCACUCAGGAAGUUUUUCUGGGAAGGAUUUAUCGGUGAGAGUGAGGAGAAGGAUACGGGGAAGAAAAAAUCGAAAAAGAAAGCUGCACGAGAUUUCAAGGCUGAGAUAAAGAAGAAGCUGAAGGGUGGAACACAGCGAGCAGUUCAGAGUUCAGAUUACAAGAAUAUAUACAGUGCUGUUAUAGAUACCUAUCACAGUAAUAAUAUUCUCAAAACAUAUUCAGAGGACACCCACAUGCUGCAGACCGCCCACAUCAUCAACAUCCUCAACGUUGUGGACAAGGAGUACACCAACGCCCAGAUAUAUUGGGCUCUACCAUUCCAAAUUCUUUAUGAAAAGGGUGAAGAGACUAGAGAGAACGAAGAGAAACAGAUGAUUGAAAUUUCGUCUUUUCUCGAGAAAUUCUGUAGACAUGCGCCUCUAUCUUUCAAGGAUGUCAGUCAGGUCGCUGACAAGGUACUGGCUGAACUAAAGGUAGAUGAAGAGCUGUACAACGGAGUAGUUAAACCACUUGAUCAGAGUAUUCAUGCUUCAGGAUUAUUGUUCUCCAUUGUUCCUGAAAUCCUGAUAAAGGAACAUCCAAACAAAGCAGAAAAAACCUGGAACGAACUAAAGAAGAAGAAGAAGAAAGAAUGGAAACCAAAGGACCACGAACAUUUUGGAAAACUGGAUCUUUGGAUUCGUAAGUGGAUAUCUGAGGGGUUUGUUGGUGUUCUACCCUAUCCUGUUAUUUUCUAUAUAUGGGAUGUGCUAUUCCUCUAUAACUGGAGCGAAAAGGCGUUUAUUGCUCUUUCUGUGAUGAUCUUUCGCCUUAUAUCUCCUUGGUUCAAGAAUGCUAAAAAUAACAGGGAAGUAGUAGAUGUACUGCUGGAGGAACCAGGGAAACUGUAUAUACAGGAUAUCCGGUCUGCACUGCUUCUUCUUAGGGAGGAGGGUUGUAUGAAUACAGGCCUGGUAUCUCUUGAUGUACAGAAACAGCUGACCCUGCUCAACACUAACUGUGAGAUAAUGGAGACCGCAGAGGAGCCUACUGAUAAGGUAGGAGAACCUUCUGCUCAGGAGGAAGGGGCUGAAAAAGAAGAAGGCGCAGAAGGAGAAAAAGAGGAAAAGAAAGAAAGAGAAGAAGGGGAAAAGAAAGAAGAAGAAGUGGGUGGUGAAGAUAAAAAAGAAGAUGAAGAUGGAGAGAAGAAAGAAGAGGGUGAGGAAAAGAAAGAGGAGGAGGAGGAUAAAGAGGAAGAUAAAGGUUUAGUUGAGCAAAUUGUUGAUGCUGUGUUUUAG
Molecule: messenger RNA, 2261 nt
Organism: Eurytemora carolleeae
Lineage: Eukaryota; Metazoa; Arthropoda; Copepoda; Calanoida; Temoridae
Exons: 20
Coding region: 3-2261 (752 amino acids)
Source: RefSeq, a predicted model, not a curated record